Messenger RNA from Polyodon spathula (Mississippi paddlefish), 3220 nucleotides. It is a transcript of the gene hells, whose product is annotated as helicase, lymphoid specific. Gene Ontology annotation, molecular function: ATP binding; ATP-dependent chromatin remodeler activity; chromatin binding. The transcript is spliced from 22 exons. Gene Ontology annotation, cellular component: nucleus; pericentric heterochromatin. Lineage: Eukaryota; Metazoa; Chordata; Actinopteri; Acipenseriformes; Polyodontidae. Bases 414 to 2978 code for a protein of 854 amino acids. The record is from RefSeq and is a predicted model, not a curated record. Gene Ontology annotation, biological process: lymphocyte proliferation; pericentric heterochromatin formation; negative regulation of gene expression via chromosomal CpG island methylation.
CUCCGUCCCCCCUAUGAGUUGUGGUUGAGUGAUCCACUGUGGCGCGAAAUGCAUUGGCAGCCGAUUCCAAGCAGAGAACACAUUGCUGUAGAUAAGUUAUUUGUGACAAUCUGGUAGUAUUACGGGUUGUUCAUAUACAAAGUUUAUUAGCAGGACCUGGUCAGUCUUUUGCAGACAGGUCUAACCUGACAGACAGACAGAGAUACGUUUAUUUGCUUAGGUGUAUAAUACGUACUUUUUUUGUCCACGUGUAACCAAGACUACGUUAAAGCUUUCAAUUCUAGUAUCAGGGCUGUAUAUAAUCCGAGAUUUUUAUUUUUUAUUUUUAAAAGUGUUUUUUUGACUUGCUUUAAUUUUAGAGCAUUUUUUUUUAAAUCAAUUCUCCAUUGAAAAACUAAAACCGGGUUGUAAAAAUGAGCAGCAUCGUGAACGCUGAAAGGAGUGUGUCUCCCCAGUGCCCCAAACCCAAUGAGCCUGGUCAGCCCGAGGGGACAUCUGUGGAGCAGAGUGGCUCUGGGAGAGAGAGCCCUACAAUGGUAGUCUCAGGGCUGGUGGGAGACCUUAUAACGCCUGAAAUGCUGGAAGAGGAGAAACAGUUAAUGAAAGAAGGACAUGAAAAAGAGAAGGAAAUGAUGGAACAAUCCCGUGCGGCUUGGGAGAGAGACUCCCAUGAAAUGCGUUUCAAGAGGCUGCAGCACUUGCUUGAGAAGAGCACCGUCUACUCCAAAUUUCUACUGAUGAAAAUGGAGCAGCAGCAGUUGGAGGAGAAAAAAAGAAAAGAGAAGGUGGAGAAAAAGAGAGAAUUACUUUUGGCUAAGCAAGAGAAACAAACGGUAACAGAUAAAAAGAAAAGAGCAAGAGAAGACUACAUGAUUUCGGACAUUAUGACCAAAGAGGUGAUCAUGUCAAAAGCCAAGAAGACUAAAGUCAAACAUGAGGACUCUCCUUCGUCUUCCAAGGAGUUGGGAGCCCUUGAGAGAAAUGACGAUUCUCAUUCUGAGAUAAAGAACCGCCUGUCUCAAUCUGUGCGACAAAAUGUCCAGCAUCUCUUUGACCCAGAGAGGAAAUUGGAUGGCCAGCCUGUCCCAUACCAGCAGCCGAAAAACUUCACCGGUGGAGUCAUGAGGUUGUACCAGAUUGAGGGCAUGGAGUGGCUCAGGAUGCUGUGGGAGAAUGGGAUUAACGGGAUACUGGCUGACGAGAUGGGUCUGGGGAAGACUGUUCAAUGCAUUGCAACAAUCGCCAUGAUGGUGGAGAAAGGGGUCACGGGACCUUUUUUGGUUGUGGGCCCCUUGUCUACACUCCCGAACUGGGUUUCAGAGUUUAAGAGAUUCACACCAGAAAUACCUGUAUUGCUGUAUCAUGGACCACAGCAAGAGAGACGCAACCUGAUCAAAUUGAUUCGCAAACGGCAGGGAUCACUUCAUGUUAAUCCUGUAGUUAUCACGUCUUUUGAAAUUGCCAUGAGAGACAGGAGAAGCCUACAGCAUUGUUACUGGAAGUACCUGAUAGUUGACGAAGGGCACAGAAUCAAGAACAUGAACUGCCGGCUGAUUCAAGAGCUGAAGCAGUUCAACUCUGACAACAAACUGCUGCUUACUGGUACUCCUCUACAGAACAACCUGGCUGAGCUGUGGUCUCUGCUCAACUUCCUGCUCCCUGAUGUCUUUGAUGACUUGAAAAGCUUUGAGUCCUGGUUUGAUAUAACCAGUGUCACUACUGGUGCAGAAAAUAUUAUUGCCAAAGAACGAGAGCAGAAUGUUUUGCACAUGCUUCACCAGAUUCUAACCCCAUUCUUGCUAAGGAGACUGAAGUGUGAUGUCACACUUGAAGUUCCCCCUAAACGAGAGGUGAUAGUCUACGCUCCUCUCACCAAGAAGCAGGAGACUUUCUACACUGCCAUUGUUAACAAAACCAUCGAGAAAAUGCUUGGGAUGGCCCCGGACACCAAACCAGUGGAGUUGACUGAAUCCGGGAGGCCAAAGAGAAGGCGCAAGGGCCCUGUGAACUAUAACGAGCUGUCUGGGGAGUCCCCACUGGCACUGGAGAGAUACCUUGCUAAACUGCAGAAAGAAGCGGACCAACAGCCAAGCAGGCCCUUGGUAGAUGUGCAGGUGUCUGUUGAUGCUGAGAUCAACCUAAAACUCCAGAAUGUUUUGAUGUUGCUGAAGAGAUGCUGUAAUCACCCAUACCUCAUUGAAUACCCACUUGACCCUGCCACUCAGAAUUUUAAGAUUGAUGAGCAGCUGGUGCAGAGCUCAGGAAAGUUCCUUAUACUUGAUAGAAUGCUGCCAGAACUGCAGAAAAGGGGACACAAGGUUCUAAUCUUCUCUCAGAUGACCUCUAUUCUGGAUGUGCUGAUGGAUUACUGUUAUCUCAGAGAAUUAAAAUACAGCCGACUGGAUGGAUCAAUGUCCUAUACAGAGCGAGAGGAAAAUAUGAGAAGUUUUAACACUGAUCCUGACGUUUUCAUCUUUCUGCUGAGCACAAGAGCUGGGGGUCUGGGGAUAAACCUCACAUCGGCUGACACUGUCAUUAUUUUUGAUAGUGAUUGGAAUCCACAGUCUGACCUCCAGGCCCAGGACAGGUGUCACAGAAUUGGCCAGACCAAACCAGUAGUUGUAUACCGCUUGGUGACUGCCAACACCAUUGACCAGAAGAUUGUAGAGAGGGCUGCUGCCAAGAGGAAACUGGAGAAGAUGGUCAUUCAUAAAAAUAAGUUCAAAGGUGGCAAGUCAGGGCUGAAGGAGUCUGCAGGCUGCUUAGACCUCCAGGAGCUCAAGGAGCUGCUGAAAUCCAGGGACCAUGAGAGAGAGGUGAAAGGAACAGGAAAAAAUGUCAUCAGUGAUAGAGAGCUGGAAACACUGCUGGAUCGCACUGACCUGCUUGAUCAGAUGACGAAUAUGAAGAAGGAACAAGAUGAUAGGCUCUUUAAAGUGAUUGAAAACACCAAUGAGUCUGAUUUUCAUCUUGCAUAAGAAUUAGCACUGCCUGUGUGUCAGGAAAACAUACUGCAUUUUUAAUACUGUAACGGUCAGUGUUGGGCCCAGUAACUCUUGUUUCUAGAGGGACUAAAGACUAUGGAAAUCCCAAGAUGUUUGUGUUUUCAGUAUACCUGAGAGGCCGGGCGACCUAAAGGUCCUGUACAGCUAUGGGCAAAAGUUUUGCAUCACCUAGAAUUUUAGGAUUGAGACCAGUCAGUAUAAUUUAGAUAUUUUAU